Messenger RNA from Carassius gibelio (silver crucian carp), 3079 nucleotides. Its product is annotated as interferon-induced GTP-binding protein MxA. Gene Ontology annotation, biological process: defense response to virus. The transcript is spliced from 12 exons. The record is from RefSeq and is a predicted model, not a curated record. Gene Ontology annotation, molecular function: GTP binding; microtubule binding; GTPase activity. Lineage: Eukaryota; Metazoa; Chordata; Actinopteri; Cypriniformes; Cyprinidae. The coding region runs from base 144 to 2039 and encodes 631 amino acids. Gene Ontology annotation, cellular component: microtubule; nucleus; membrane.
AAUGAAACUUAGCAGCGCACAAAACCGGUCUAAGAUUCAGCUUACAGCCGGGAUACAUCAUCACUCUGUUCAAAACGACUGCACCUUGUCGUGUUGCGGAAAGAAGGAUUCCUGUCAUUUUGAUAUUUCGAAGUUAUUUAAAGAUGGAGAAAAUGAGCUACACGUUCAGUCAGCAAUAUGAGGAAAAAAUCCGUCCUUGCAUCGACACCAUCGACAGUUUACGGUCUCUGGGAGUCGAGAAGGACUUGGCGCUGCCUGCCAUCGCCGUCAUUGGAGACCAGAGCUCAGGAAAGAGUUCAGUUCUCGAGGCGCUGUCUGGAGUAGCGUUACCCAGGGGUAGUGGAAUUGUUACAAGAUGCCCUCUUGAACUCAAGAUGAUAAGAACUAAAGAUGAAGAUAAGUGGCAUGGAAGAAUCAGCUACAAUGAAACAGAGGAAGAUAUUUAUGACCCAGCAGAAGUGGAGAAAAAGAUUUGUGAAGCCCAGGAUAAGAUGGCUGGAAAAGGUGUUGGUAUUAGUGAUGAACUUAUCAGUCUGCAGAUCACCUCUGCCAGUGUUCCUGACCUCACUCUCAUUGACCUCCCUGGUAUCGCACGGGUGGCAGUCAAGGGGCAGCCUGAGAAUAUUGGAGAUCAGAUAAAGAGAUUGAUCAAGAAGUUUGUUACAAAGCAAGAAACGAUUAACCUGGUUGUGGUGCCAUGCAACGUUGACAUUGCAACCACAGAAGCAUUACAGAUGGCUCAGAAGGAGGAUCCUGAGGGUGAAAGAACAUUAGGGAUCUUAACAAAGCCGGAUCUGGUGGAUAAGGGCACUGAACAGACAGUUGUAGACAUUGUGCACAAUGAGGUCAUUCAUCUUACUAAAGGCUACAUGAUUGUAAGGUGCAGAGGACAAAAAGAGAUUAUAGAUCAAGUCACUCUCCAUGAGGCCACAGCAACAGAAGAUGCCUUCUUCAAAGAUCAUCCUCAUUUUAGCAAACUUCAUGACGAAGGUUUUGCCACUAUUCCAAAGUUGGCUGAGAAACUAACAAUUGAGUUGGUGCAUCACAUUCAGAAAUCCCUGCCUCGUUUAGAAGAACAAAUCGAGACAAAACUGGCUGAAACACAGAAGGAACUGGAGGCAUAUGGCACUGGACCCCCAUCAGACCCUGCAGAAAGACUGAGCUUUCUCAUUGAUAAAGUUACAGCUUUCACUCAUGAUAUGUUCAACCUGACCACUGGGGAGGAAGUUAAAUGUGCUUCAGAUCUACUGGUUUUCCCAGAACUUCGGAACGAAUUUGCAGAAUGGAAUAUCUUCUUGUAUCAUUCAGGAGUUUCCUUCAGCAGGAAGAUUGAGAAAGAAGUGGAUAACUAUGAAGCCAAGUAUCGUGGAAGAGAGCUUCCGGGAUUCAUCAAUUACAAGACUUUUGAGGGGCUUGUUAGGGAACAGAUCAAGCUGUUGGAGAAACCUGCAUUGAAGACACUGAAGACUGUCUCUGAUGUGGUUAAAAGGAAGUUCAUCCAGCUGGCCCAGUACAGUUUCAUUGGGUUCCCUAAUCUUCUGAAAAUAGCAAAGACUCAGAUCGAAGCCAUCAAGCAGGAUAAAGAAUGCCUGGCAGAAUCCAUGCUGAAGACCCAAUUCAAGAUGGAGCUCAUUGUUUACAGUCAAGAUGGCACAUACAGCCAGAGCCUGAAACAUGCAAAGGACAAGCAGGAAGAGGAAGAAAAUUUCAAGCUUCAAUCUAAACCGAAAAAGAGUAUUGUGAGUGUAGACAUUGGCACAGAUAAUCAUGCCACUUUGCGUGAGAUGCAGUUGCAUCUUGAGUCCUAUUACAUGAUUGCAAGCAAGCGUCUAGCUGACCAGAUCCCAAUGGUGAUCCGCUAUCUGCUGCUCCAGGAAGCAGCUUUGGAGCUGCAAAGGAACAUGCUGCAGUUACUGCAUGAUAAAGAUGGCAUAGACAACCUGCUUAAAGAAGACUUUGAUAUUGGCCAAAAGCGGGAGAACUUACUGAAACGGCAGAAACGGCUGAUGAAGGCACGCAGCCUUUUGGUUACCUUUUAGAAUUCACUUCAAAUACUCGACUGCAACUAUUUUGUUUAUAUACACUUAAGAGCAGCAAAGAAUGCAGGGCUUCAAACAAAAAAAAUCAAGUACGGAGCCACUAGCUCCAAUAAGAAAAAAAAAUUAAUAUAUAUUUUUUGGGUGUCACAGAAUAAACGUGUUUUAUUUUAUUAUUUUUUAUAUUUCAAUCAUACUGCCAUUUCUUUAGGUCUCAUCUUUCCUUGACUUUAUCAGCAUUUUAAUCCAUCUUGUAGAUUACCUGGGAGCUAAGGUUCACUUAAAGUGGGAAAAUGUCUUUUCAAACUUGAAAUAUACAGCCACACAUUGUUUAUUACAUAGAAUCUGUACCAAUAUCAUGGACCAUAAGCAUCAUCACUUGGCCACAGAGUGCCAUAGAAGAACCUUUUUUUGUCUAAAUGGUUUCGUAAAGAACCUUUAACAUCUGAAGAACCUUUACGUUUCACAAGAGGUUCUUUGUGGCGGAAGAGGGUUCUUCAGAUUACAAAAAGUUGAAAAAGAGAUGGUUCUUUAAAAAACCUUUGACAGAAUUGUUCUUUAUGGAACCAGAAAUUACUCUUGUAGAAGAGUGUAUAAUUUUUCACACUUUCAGUCUGUUUUUCUUAAUUGGUAAACUUUUAUUUUAUAGGAAGAGUAGAAUCAUGUAGACAACAGGUUAAGUGAAAAAUGCAAUAGCGCAUAAAUAUAGCAAAAUGCUCUUCUUUAUAGUUACUUUUCUAGCUGACUGAGCUUAUGGACACCAAAUGUUUAUUCUGAGGUAAAUGUAGACUAUUUUUACAUUGCAAUAAGUUAGAUGUACUGUAGGCCCUCAUAAAAUAACCUACCUUUUGAGGUUAAUUCAUGUUCAUUAAAUGGGUUACUUGCUGCUUGAACUGAGACGCUUGAGCUAUUGCGCAUGACGCAUUAAAGAGCACCAAAACUGUAUUUAUUGUUUGUUAUGAAUUUUAAAGUAUCGUCUCAGUUUUGUACUUGAACUGUAAUGCGAUCACAAAACAAUCAAUAAAAAAGGCAUUACAUGGAAA